AUGCCAACCUGGAAGGGUGGAGUUGCAUGUGAGAAAUUCGUCGGGUAUUUCAUAGGAACGUCUUGGGGAAAAAAUGGCGACUCGGGCAGCGGCAUUUUCAACACAUCGGGAUAUUUUUUGGGAAUGUCGGUCGGAAAGAAAAACUUUGUUUUUCAAGAUACUUCGAAUAUGCCACUAACAGAAGUGGCUGACCACCGCCCAGACAGUAAGAUUUUCAGCUCGGAUGUAAUUCUGGGGAUCGCUGGGAUUGGCGGACCAGGGCUGGGUUCGGCGGAAGAACUUUACAAAUCCGAAAAGCGCUCUCGCUCAUGA
Molecule: messenger RNA, 312 nt
Organism: Auanema sp. JU1783
Lineage: Eukaryota; Metazoa; Nematoda; Chromadorea; Rhabditida; Rhabditidae
Source: the annotation of a GenBank genome assembly